Coprinopsis cinerea okayama7#130 is the source of this 495-nucleotide messenger RNA. RefSeq lists its product as hypothetical. The coding region runs from base 1 to 495 and encodes 164 amino acids. NCBI's taxonomy places the organism in Eukaryota, Fungi, Basidiomycota, Agaricomycetes, Agaricales, Psathyrellaceae. The transcript is spliced from 3 exons. The record is from RefSeq and is a predicted model, not a curated record.
AUGCCUGAAUGUCCAGUCGACGGGUGCGCUAUCCCUGUAGACGUCGUUCUAUCCUCAAGGGACGAUGUCAUGAUUGGAGCUCAUAAAAGGAACCUUGAGCUCUACACCGAUGGGUUCCCGAUCAGCGAUUCGGUCACUGACUCCUUGGACCCAGUCAAGCUGACAGAGAGCGAGGAGACUAUCCGACUCAUGAUGCAGUUCUGCCACAACCAGCGACGUCCCAGUGUGGUAGACCUGUCUAUACGAACUGUCGUGGAUCUGGCAGAGGCAGCCGAAAAGUACUUGAUCGAUGCUGCAGUUGACGCGUGUAGUACGGCUCUGUUAGCCAAGGAGAUGCCGCUCCGUAUUCUUCGGUAUGCGGUGGUGUUUAAUCACCCCAAGAUUGCGGACGAGGCUGCCCCUUUCACCAUCGCUUACACCAUGGCGGAGGUGGAUAAAGUAUGCAGGUCCAAUGAGAUAGCGCUACUCUGGGUAUAUUGCCUUACCUUUUCGUAA